Linepithema humile (Argentine ant) is the source of this 1298-nucleotide messenger RNA. RefSeq names its product toll-interacting protein. Gene Ontology annotation, cellular component: cytoplasm. Gene Ontology annotation, biological process: ubiquitin-dependent protein catabolic process. Gene Ontology annotation, molecular function: ubiquitin conjugating enzyme binding; ubiquitin binding. NCBI's taxonomy places the organism in Eukaryota, Metazoa, Arthropoda, Insecta, Hymenoptera, Formicidae. The record is from RefSeq and is a predicted model, not a curated record.
AUUCUGGUGCGAGGAAACCGCAAUCGAGUUCCAUCGACAACACACAAUUCGGAGUAGUGCAUAAUCUGCAUGAUUUGACGUAUUUGACAAAUCUCGGAGGGACUCUCGACUGCAUGCGGAACAACAGUCUCAAUUAGAGAAUCAAGUUCCGUAGGAGAUAUUUUAUUUUUUAAUACUUUUCGCCAUGGACACGGACAGGCCGUUACACGAAGAUUGGAGGAAACGGGUUUUUGUGGGACCACUACCGGAUAGUUUCUUGAGAAUAGAAGAACGUAAUGCGCAAUUGCAACAGGAGGCAGCAGAUCAGCAAGCAGCUUUAGCUCUUCAACAACAGAUGCAAAGUAUGCCAGUGAAUGCUCAUGAUCCAAGAGUAGGCAGACUUAAUGUAACAAUUUCUCAGGCCAAAUUAGUAAAGAAUUAUGGAAUGACAAGGAUGGAUCCUUACGUAAGAUUACGAGUGGGACAUGCUGUAUAUGAGACGCAUGCAGACACAAAUGGUGGAAAAAAUCCACAUUGGAACAAAGUAAUUCAGUGUCUCCUUCCACUUGGAGUUACUCAAGUAUACAUAGAAAUUUAUGAUGAGUGUUCUUUUGUGAUGGACGAGUUGAUUGCGUGGGGUCACAUAGACAUUCCACCACAGGUUAUUCAGAAAGGGGAGACACAUGAGGAUUGGUACAUGCUUAGUGGCAAGCAAGGAGAGAAUCAAGAAGGCAUGAUCAAUUUAGUUUUUAGUUACACGAAUAAAUGGUCUCCGUAUAUGGGCUCUUCUUCAGUAAUGAUGGUUCCAUCGGCAACAAUGUUCGGCAUGCCUUAUGCUCCGGUAAACGUUUAUACAACACCACCGCCGACUGCUGCUGCUGCUGCUGCUGCUGCUGCUGCUGCUGCACCAGCACCAACACCAGCACCAGCGGUUACACCAAGUUCUUUGCCAAAUGCUGAGGCUGAAUUGAAACAGAUCGCGGAAAUGUUUCCGAACGUUGACAAAGAAGUCAUCAAAUCGGUAUAUGAUGCUAAUCACGGCAAGAAAGAUGUUACGAUUAACUCGUUGCUUCAAAUGUGCGAAUAAGCCCUAAUUUUCUACGCAAUUUGCCAUACGUAAUUUUGUUAUAUUUUUCGUUAAGUAUUGUGGAAUAUAACAUAAUGUAUGGAGACCUAAUUUGUAACACUUCCAUACGUAAUAAUUAAGGUCGAAGUAUUCUUUGAUUAAUUUUAUUCUUUGAAUAUGUGAAAUAAUAUUUGCUUUUGAGAGAUAAAGCAUGUUAUUUGUAAUAUAAUCUCACUUAGUCAGUUUUGCCAUA